Molecule: messenger RNA, 4842 nt
Organism: Rhincodon typus (whale shark)
Lineage: Eukaryota; Metazoa; Chordata; Chondrichthyes; Orectolobiformes; Rhincodontidae
Gene: zfyve26
Product: zinc finger, FYVE domain containing 26
Exons: 27
Coding region: 142-4842 (1566 amino acids)
Biological process (GO): double-strand break repair via homologous recombination; mitotic cytokinesis; regulation of cytokinesis
Cellular component (GO): midbody; lysosomal membrane; centrosome
Molecular function (GO): phosphatidylinositol-3-phosphate binding; metal ion binding
Source: RefSeq, a predicted model, not a curated record
CGAGCCAGUUCGCACUUGACAGUGGAGAGUGUGAGUGGAGAUUUAAGUACAAGCACCUCAGAUGGAAGUUUGGUAAAUUUUGCUGUAACAAAUGAACAGGAAUUUAAACCCCAAAUCCCACGAUGUAAUCUUCUACUUCCCAUGAUGUUGGCUCCGCCAGAGUCCCUUCUCAUUUCCUGCAUCCUUAGAGGAAACUUUGCCCAAGCACAUCAGGUGGUGUUAAUGUUUGAGUUGCAGUCAUCAUACUGCUACGGUGAACUGAUCUUUAUGGAACGAUACCAACAGGUGAUCAAUGAACUUGCCAAAGUAGAACAGAAAAUGGAGAACAAAGGCAUAGACAACACCAGUCACAAAUUAAGUGUUGGGAGAUUCACACUUCAAGCAAUUGGUGAUGCUGCAGCAGCAGGUAUGGUGUUUUAUUCCAUUUCUGAUGUUGUUGAGAAGCUGAUUAAUUCAUCUGAGGUUGCCAACUCAGCAUUGCAGGAGGAUUUCUGGAAGAGUAAAGUAAAAAUUGAACCGACCAAUCCUCUGAAUGAGAUUCUGGAGGAUCUCAGUGGUCCUGCUAUGGCUGUCUUUGACCUUGCUUGUACCCAGUGCCAAUUGUGGAAAACCUGUAAACAACUCCUAGAAACUGCAGAAAGGAGGCUUGUGGCUGCCUUUGAGUCCAAAGGCAGAAAGAUCGAUUGUGUUCGUCAUAAUCCAGAUGGAAUCCAAGGUUUUCCUACAAUCCUUCAGCGAAUGACCAAAAUCGUGAACUAUUCUCUCAGCUCACAUGGACAAACCAAAGCCAAGCCUGCUGAGGACAGAAUUGCCAGUCACCUGAACUGCAGUGUGACAGAGCUCUUACUAACAUGUUACCCUGCCCUUUCUGAGGAUUGUGUCACUUUACAGCUCAAUUUAUCAGAGCGACUGGAACAGAUCACACAGAAACUUCAAACAGCAAUAAAGUCUCCUGAUCUAAAAGGAAAUAUACUCAACUGCUUGGAACAAACAAGUUCUCGAUCUCAAGAUCCAGAAGGUCACACCAUCCAAAACCAGAUGAAGCAGCUAGUGAAGAAUCUAGAUCAACGUAUUCAAGAUGUGAUAGAUAAAGAGCAGACAAGAGCAGACUACAUGCGAAGCAUUUUUGAUUACAUUAACACAUUUGCAGCUGUGCUCGUUCGAAGUAUGAACAGAGAUAUGGAUCAAUUUGCAGAGGUAAAAGUAGGAAAUCCCUUCAUAAUUCUGCAACAGACCCCAUCACAACUUUUUGCACAUUUACUUUUCGAGAAACCAACUUCGCCUGACCGGUUAUUCAUGUUGCUGCAGAAGGAAGAAUUGAACUUGAGUGUACAGCAAAUUAUUAUUAGAUGCUGCUGUGAGAGUCUUCCUCUUUGGAAUACCAGGAGAUUCGGCUACCGUCCUACUUUCCUCAGAGAAGUGACUGAACUGAUAAAAGGACAUUCAGAGCGCUGCCUUCCUGAUUUAGGAAUUGUCUUUCCAAGUUCAUUCCAUCUUACAGAAGAAAGUCUGAAAGAUGAAUCUACAGAUUCUUCCUUGGGACCGUAUUCUCUUAUUCCUUCUGCACUGAAUUUCAUCAAGUCUCGUUCAAAGUUGCUCGCGGUUCUUGUCUGUUUAACAGCAACCCAAGGUCAAAGGGCACUUAGGCACAGUCUGUCAUGGAAGGAUCGUUUGAGUGGUCGCACAGAGGCACCCCUUGACAUGGAACAGAUCUCCAAGGAGUGUCAACAGUUAAUGAAGGAAUUUCCAAUCCUUGAGCAUUUUCUUUAUACAAUGGCUGAACCUUUACCCGGAACCCGUGAAGAAACUGCUAGUCUCCAGGACUCUCUGUGUGGUAACCCGUGCACUACCCUUUUGUUUACGGGCCUUCAUUCUGAGGUAGCUGUAAGCACACUGUCUGAAAUCUUCAGGCAAGUCUUGUGUGAUGGUCACUGGCUCAAAGCAUUGAAAAUUCUUGACUUGUAUGUUGAUGAAAAUGAAGAGUUUGAGAAACUGAAGGAUAUCCUGCUCAGCUUUGCAGUUGUAGGAGAGCAAGAAGGUUGGAAAUAUGUGUUCCGCAUAAAAAAUGCUAUUCUAAGGGCUAAACUUGUCCUCCACUGCUCAGAAAAGUGGCCACUUCGUGCUUGUCUUGACGUUCUGUUGUAUUGUCUAAGUGAUCCCAGUACAGAUGACAGGGAAUUUAAGUCCAAUCUACGCAAAAAGAAGGAGGAACUUCAGGUUUAUGAGAAGAUCCUUAACCUGGGAUCUUCAGUACCUUGGUCUGGCUGGCAGGAACUGCGGGCUGCAUCCAGUCAGAAUCCACAGGCUGUAAUGGACAUCAUUUUGCAGGCUGGGGAGUUUGAGCUUUGUGAGUCUUGGGUCCAGCUGCAUCCUGUGCCAAUGCACUUUACAAUGAAGCUCAGACGUGAAUAUCUCCUUCACCUGCUUGAGAAAGGCGAUGGAGAGCGAGCAUUCCAGCUCCUGCAGGGAAUCCAUGAUUCUGACAUGUGCCAAGCUGUAUGUGAGCAGGCUCUGGAUCAGCAUCCAGGACUAGCUGCUUGUCACUUUCUGGCCAAUUACCUUACCACGCACUUUCACAAGAGUCUAUCUGCUGCACGCCACCAUGAAAUUCAAUCCAUGCGCAUUGGAUCAAAGCUUUUACUAAGUCUGCCAGAUUCAGCACGUGAUAUCUAUUCGCAUCUGUCAUCAAACCCAUUGCUGAUGUUGGAGCAGCUACUCAUGAAUAUGAAAGUGGAUUGGGCAUCAGUGGCUGUCCAGACACUUCAUCAACUGCUUAUGGGGCAAGAAGCUGGUUUUGCCAUUGAAGACAUUGAUUGCCUUCUUUCUAAAUAUGCAGCCAAGGCUCUUGAAGUUCCCUUUGCAGUGCGAGAGAAAGCACGAUCAGAUUCUGUAAUCAAUCUCCAAGAUUUGCUCACUCAGAGUGCAGGACCAGAGAAUUUUCCAACAUCAUCAAACCUCGAGAGAACGCCAAGCAUCUGUUCUGGUAACUCCUCUCUUCAAGGACCAACUACCCCUCGAGAAGGAUCUCUUCGAAUGUCUAAAUCAAUCGGUGAAUUUUUUCCUCCAGAAAACCCACCUACCAAGAAAGACUGGAUACCUGACGAUAAGGCAUUGUUUUGCAUGGUCUGUUGGAAGGAAAGGUUUACCAUGUUUAAUCGACGGCAUCACUGCAGGCGUUGUGGGCGUGUUGUUUGCCAGCCCUGUUCUACCAACAAAAUGGUUGUUGAAAACUGCAGAGAGAACCCAGCACGGGUUUGUGACCAAUGUUACAAUUAUUACCAUGGGAAUGAAAAAGUACAACUCGAUCAAAGUGAAGACCCCAUAAGUUGUGAUGGAGAAUUGGAUCUUGCCGUAGCGCUGCAGAUGCCCCGCCAGUCAGAAUUACAUUGGAACCUGACCCUGAACGAAGAAGACAAUGAGAACGAACGCAGUGAGUUUUUCUAUGAGCAGGCUCCAAGUGCUUCCUUGUGUAUUGCUAUCUUGAACCUGCACAGUAAUAGUAUGGAGUGUGGCCAUCAGUUGAUAGAUCACUGCAGCAGACUGUCUCGUGCAUUGACGAAUCCAGAAGUGGAUGCUUGCCUUUUAAUAGAUAUCAUAAAGCAACUUCUUUUCAGUGCUAAAAUGAUGUUUGUGAAAGCAGGAAGGAGCCAAGACCUUGCACUUUGUGACAGCUAUAUCAGCAAGGUGGAUGUAGUGAAGAUUUUAGUUGCUGCAAACUACCAGGAUGUGCCUUCUCUUGAACAAAUCCUUAAGCCUGCAGCCAUCACGAGACUGAGAAAUAAGCUUUUGGAAACCGAAUACUAUGCACUAGCUGUUGAGGUUUCAACGAAGGGUCUACUAGAUCCGAGUGGAGUCUGGCAUGCUUGGGGCUUAGCCUGCCUCAAAGUGGGGAAUCUGUCUGCAGCUCGGGAGAAAUUCACUCGCUGCUUAAAGCCACCAUUCGACCGAAAUCAACUGUCUCUUGGUCCUCCACUCUUGCAAGAAAUAGUGCAGCACCUAGAAACAUCUGUUAAACCAAUCUUGCCUGUGCAGGAUGACGACAUUCUUGCUUCACUGAAAGAAUUGGAGACAGUCCUAAAGGGUGAUGGUGCAAGUUUUGAAAUCACAGGGGAUGGAAAGAUCAAACAAAAGGUCUUCUACCAAGAGUGCUUGUACUACUUGCAAACUUAUGGUACUAAUUUGGCUAUUAUUAGUUUUUAUAUGAGACACAACUGCAUGAGAGAAGCAUUGCAGCACCUACUAGAUAAGGGUUGCCCUGAAGAGGUGUUCAUGCAAGGGAUUUUCAAACCAAGUUAUGAAAGUGGCAAACUGCAUGCUUUGGAAAACUUGCUGGAACAUAUGGAUCCAAGCCUGGAGAAAUGGAGUUGCUAUUUGAUUGCAUCCUGCAAACAUUUGCAAAUGAGGGGUUUCUUCAACAUUCUGUAUGAUCUGCAGCAAUUUAUGAAGGACCACAUGCGAGCAGCUAUGACAUGCAUCAGAUUUUUCAGUCACAAAGCAGAAUCCUAUAAGGAACUUGGAGCCAAUCAAGGUUGGCUGACAGAAGCCAAGGGUCACCUGAAAACAUAUUUGCAAGAAGUGUCCCAACGUAGUUCGUCGAGAAGGAAAAUUACCAGUUCUUUUCGCAAGCAAAUGUCUGCAGCUGAUGUCUCAAGGUACAUGAAUACAAUUGAGCUGCAGAUUGAAGUAACCAAAUUCUUGCAUCGUUGUGAAAACUCGGGGACUUCAAAGAGCUGUGGACCCCCAGCCAGUCUCUUUGGCAAUACCAAAAUGAAGAUGGAAGUUGCGUGCAAGGUUAUUAUCUUGAUGCAUGGAUAUUGGAGGAUAGUUCUGGAAAAUUCAUAA